CUGGACGAGCCCCUAACUGUGCUUCUGCUUGCUCCCUUUUUUUGCCGAAUAAUCAAACCGACAUGGCAACAGACAAGCAGAACGCAGACGCAACACUCAAAGCAGCCACUCCAACACCAGAACCUGCUCCGGCACCGGCACCAUCCACGGCUCCAGCAGCACCAGCCAAAUCUCCUGCACCUCCGAGCAAGGCUCCUGCACCUCCGAAGCCAGAAAUCAAAAUAGAUCCUGCACUCUUGAGGGAGUUCAGCACAGAUCAAAUUGAAGACUUCAAAGAGGCCUUCCUGCUGUUUGCUAAGACGUCUGCAGGGGAGAUCUCGUUUGGUCAGUGCGGGGAUGUGAUGAGGGCCCUGGGUCAGAACCCAACCAACGCGCAGGUGCUGGAAGUGCUGGGCAUGCCGAAAGCUGAGGACAUGGACUCCAAGAUGAUGAACUUUGAGACAUUCCUGUCCAUGUUUCACAAAGUCUCACAGACUGUAGAGAAGGGCACGUAUGAGGACUUUGUGGAAGGGCUUCGUGUCUUCGACAAGCAAGGCGACGGAACAGUGAUGGGUGCUGAACUUCGCCAUGUUCUUGCUACACUCGGUGAGAGACUGACCAUUGGAGAAGUGGAGCAGCUCAUGGUGGGGCAGGAGGACAUGAAUGGCUACAUCAACUGUGAAGAUUUUAUUAAACACAUCAUGACGAAUCAGUGAUUCAGAUUCCUGAGAGUACCGACAGCAGCUGCCUGUGAACAAGUGUGACUGUCAUCCAGCGUCACAGAGUUACUGAAGCUUUACAAAUCUAAUCAGUUCUGGGUAAUCAGCGGAUGCCCUACAUGUCUCGGCCCUUCUGGGUUGUUAAAUGUCCAUGAUUGAAAUGUCGAAUUAGAAUUAAAUUUCACUUUGUUUUCAAACUC
Messenger RNA from Pygocentrus nattereri (red-bellied piranha), 898 nucleotides. RefSeq lists its product as uncharacterized. Gene Ontology annotation, cellular component: myosin II complex. Lineage: Eukaryota; Metazoa; Chordata; Actinopteri; Characiformes; Serrasalmidae. The record is from RefSeq and is a predicted model, not a curated record. The transcript has 7 exons. Gene Ontology annotation, molecular function: calcium ion binding. The coding region runs from base 63 to 695 and encodes 210 amino acids.